This is a messenger RNA of Sporothrix brasiliensis 5110, 999 nucleotides long. RefSeq lists its product as uncharacterized. Gene Ontology annotation, molecular function: 4-hydroxy-tetrahydrodipicolinate synthase activity. The record is from RefSeq and is a predicted model, not a curated record. The transcript has 2 exons. Bases 1 to 999 code for a protein of 332 amino acids. Lineage: Eukaryota; Fungi; Ascomycota; Sordariomycetes; Ophiostomatales; Ophiostomataceae.
AUGUCUCCAACAAGCCGAUUUUCGUCGUACCCUCCGGGCAUCCACGGCCCGUCCAUCACCUUCUUCCAGGACACUGUCCAGCAGGAGGUUGACUGGGAGACGCAGGAGAAGCACUUUGAGUUUAUGAUUAAGCAUCUGCACGGCAUUGUCCUGACCGGCUCCAGCGGCGAGAAUGCGACGCUCUCGAUUGAGGAGAAGAGCCAGAUGGUCCGCAAGGCCCGGGAGGUCGCCACGCGCCUCGGCAAGCCCGACUUCCCCAUCACGCUCGGCGUCAUGGCCGGCUGCACCCGCGACAUCCUGGCCCAGAUCGAGGCCGGCCACCAGAACGGCGCCGACUUUGCCCUCGUCCUCGUCCCGGCCGUCUUCCACUGGUCCAUGACCAGCGACGCCGUCCUCGACUUCUUCAAGGAGGUCGGCGACCGCUCGCCGCUGCCCAUCAUCAUCUACAACUUCCCCAACCUGCUGCAUGGCAUCGACGUCGACCCCUUUAUGCUCGAGGAGCUCGGCCGCCACCCCAACAUCUACGCCGUGAAGCUGACCUGCGGCAGCGUCGGCAAGGCCACGCGCGUGGCCGCGCAGUUUGAGCCGUCCCAGUUCACGUCCGUCUCGGGCAUGAGCGACUGGCUCGUCGCCGCCCUCGCCGCCGGCAGCAGCGGCUGCAUCUCGGGCGUCGCCAACAUCUUCCCCAGCGUCAUGAUGGAGAUCUACCGCCUCUACACCACCGGCCACAUGCAGGAGGCCGUGGCCCUGCAGAAGAAGCUCGUCAUGCCCGAGCUCGGCAUCGCCACCUCCGACGUCAGCGGCAUGAAGUGGCUGACCGCCUGGGCCCGCGGCUACCCGGAGACCAGCGUCCACUGCCGCCGCCCCAUCCCGCGCUUUGUCGACCAGGCCAAGAAGGACCGCGCCCAGGGCCUGCUGAAGCCGCUGCUGGCCGUCGAGGAGGAGUACAUUAAGAAGGCGGCCCAGGCCAGCGCGUCAAAACAGACCAACGGCAACUAG